AAAGCCCAGGGGGCAGCUCUCCUCUAUGCUUCUCUCUGUCACAGUCAGAGGUCCCAUACGUCCACAACUGCUGCUGCUCUCUGCUGUCCUGCAGGUGUGACUCAGCCGACACCAUGAGUAGCGACACCGAGAUGGAAGUGUUUGGCAUAGCUGCACCUUUCCUCCGCAAGUCGGAAAAGGAGAGGAUCGAAGCUCAGAACCAGCCCUUUGAUGCCAAAACCUACUGCUUUGUGGUUGACUCAAAGGAAGAAUAUGUCAAGGGGAAAAUUAAGAGUAGCCAGGAUGGGAAAGUCACUGUGGAGACAGAAGACAGCAGGACCCUGGUGGUUAAGCCAGAGGACGUGUAUGCCAUGAACCCACCCAAGUUUGACAAGAUUGAGGACAUGGCCAUGCUGACCCACCUGAACGAGCCCGCUGUGCUGUACAACCUCAAGGACCGAUACACGUCCUGGAUGAUCUACACCUAUUCAGGCCUCUUCUGUGUCACUGUCAACCCCUACAAAUGGCUGCCAGUGUACAACCCCGAGGUGGUGGACGGCUACCGAGGCAAAAAACGCCAGGAGGCUCCGCCCCACAUCUUCUCCAUCUCCGACAACGCCUACCAGUUCAUGCUGACUGAUCGUGAGAACCAGUCUAUCCUGAUCACCGGAGAAUCCGGGGCCGGGAAGACGGUGAACACCAAGCGGGUCAUCCAGUACUUUGCAACAAUUGCAGCCACUGGGGACCUUGCCAAGAAGAAGGACUCCAAAAUGAAGGGGACGCUGGAGGAUCAAAUUAUCAGCGCUAACCCCCUGCUGGAGGCCUUUGGGAACGCCAAGACCGUGAGGAACGACAACUCGUCUCGCUUUGGCAAGUUCAUCCGCAUCCAUUUUGGCACCACUGGGAAGCUGGCUUCUGCAGAUAUUGAAACUUAUCUGCUGGAAAAGUCCAGAGUCACCUUCCAGCUGAAGGCUGAGAGAAGCUACCACAUCUUCUACCAGAUUCUCUCCAACAAGAAACCUGAGCUGAUUGAGCUGCUGCUGAUUACGACCAACCCUUAUGACUACCCGUUCAUCAGCCAGGGCGAAAUCCUGGUGGCCAGCAUCGACGAUGCGGAGGAGCUGUUAGCUACGGAUAGUGCCAUCGACAUCCUGGGCUUCACCCCGGAGGAGAAAUCUGGACUUUAUAAACUGACAGGGGCUGUGAUGCAUUAUGGGAACAUGAAGUUCAAGCAGAAGCAGCGGGAGGAGCAGGCCGAGCCAGAUGGCACUGAAGUGGCUGACAAAACAGCCUACUUGAUGGGCCUGAAUUCCUCAGACCUCCUCAAGGCCUUGUGCUUUCCCAGAGUGAAAGUCGGGAAUGAAUACGUUACAAAAGGGCAGACUGUGGACCAGGUUCACCAUGCUGUGAACGCUCUCUCCAAGUCCGUGUACGAGAAGCUGUUCUUGUGGAUGGUCACUCGUAUUAACCAGCAGCUGGAUACAAAGCUACCAAGACAGCACUUCAUUGGCGUUUUGGACAUUGCGGGUUUUGAAAUUUUUGAGUAUAACAGCCUGGAGCAGCUGUGCAUCAACUUCACCAACGAGAAACUGCAACAGUUUUUCAACCACCACAUGUUCGUGCUGGAACAGGAGGAAUACAAGAAGGAGGGCAUCGAGUGGACCUUCAUCGACUUCGGGAUGGACCUGGCAGCCUGCAUCGAGCUCAUCGAGAAGCCGAUGGGCAUCUUCUCCAUCCUGGAAGAGGAGUGCAUGUUCCCCAAGGCGACAGACACCUCCUUCAAGAACAAGCUGUAUGACCAGCACCUGGGAAAGUCCAACAACUUCCAGAAACCUAAGGUGGUCAAAGGCAAGGCUGAAGCCCACUUCUCCCUGGUGCACUAUGCGGGCACCGUGGACUACAGUGUCUCAGGCUGGCUGGAGAAGAACAAGGACCCCCUGAAUGAGACCGUGGUGGGACUGUACCAGAAGUCCUCCAACAGACUCCUGGCACAUCUCUAUGCCACCUUCGCUACAACAGAUGCGGACGGUGGGAAGAAGAAAGUCGCUAAGAAGAAAGGCUCUUCCUUCCAAACCGUCUCUGCACUGUUCAGGGAAAACUUGAACAAGCUGAUGUCCAAUUUAAGAACCACACACCCACACUUUGUACGCUGUAUAAUACCCAACGAAACCAAGACCCCAGGGGCCAUGGAACACAGCCUUGUCCUGCACCAGCUCAGGUGUAACGGGGUGCUGGAAGGCAUCCGGAUCUGCAGGAAGGGCUUCCCCAACAGGAUCCUGUAUGGAGACUUUAAACAGAGAUACCGAGUGCUGAACGCCAGUGCCAUCCCAGAAGGCCAGUUCAUUGACAGCAAGAAAGCUUGCGAGAAACUCUUGGCUUCCAUUGACAUCGACCACACACAGUACAAAUUUGGACACACCAAGGUGUUCUUUAAGGCUGGCUUGCUAGGAACCCUGGAAGAGAUGCGGGAUGAGCGUUUGGCCAAACUGAUCACUCGGACACAAGCCGUGUGCAGAGGGUUUCUCAUGCGUGUGGAAUUCCAGAAGAUGAUGCAGAGGAGGGAGUCCAUCUUCUGCAUCCAGUACAACAUCCGUGCCUUCAUGAACGUCAAGCACUGGCCCUGGAUGAAACUCUUCUUCAAGAUCAAGCCCCUGCUGAAGAGCGCGGAGACUGAGAAGGAGAUGGCCACCAUGAAGGAGGAGUUCCAGAAAACCAAGGAUGAGCUGGCUAAGUCGGAGGCAAAGAGGAAGGAGCUAGAGGAGAAGCUCGUCACUUUGGUACAGGAGAAGAAUGACCUGCAACUUCAAGUACAGGCUGAGAGUGAAAAUUUGUUGGAUGCUGAGGAACGAUGCGACCAGCUGAUCAAAGCCAAGUUCCAGCUGGAAGCCAAAAUCAAAGAGGUGACAGAGAGAGCCGAGGACGAGGAGGAGAUCAACGCGGAGCUCACGGCCAAGAAGAGGAAGCUGGAGGACGAGUGCUCGGAGCUGAAGAAGGACAUCGAUGACCUUGAGCUGACACUGGCCAAGGUUGAGAAGGAGAAGCACGCCACAGAGAACAAGGUCAAAAACCUUACCGAAGAACUGGCAGGCCUGGAUGAAACUAUUGCAAAGCUAACACGGGAGAAGAAGGCCCUCCAAGAGGCCCACCAGCAGACCCUGGACGACCUCCAGGCUGAAGAAGACAAGGUCAAUUCUCUGAGCAAGCUCAAGAGCAAGCUGGAGCAGCAAGUGGAUGAUCUGGAGAGCUCCCUCGAACAAGAAAAGAAGCUGCGUGUGGACCUAGAAAGGAACAAAAGGAAGCUGGAGGGAGACCUGAAGCUUGCCCAAGAGUCCAUAUUAGAUCUGGAGAACGACAAGCAACAGCUAGACGAGAGGCUCAAGAAGAAGGACUUUGAAUAUAGUCAGCUGCAAAGCAAAGUGGAAGAUGAGCAGACCUUGAGCCUCCAGCUUCAGAAGAAAAUCAAGGAGCUACAGGCUCGCAUCGAGGAGCUGGAGGAAGAGAUAGAGGCAGAGAGGGCCACCCGGGCCAAGACAGAGAAGCAGCGCAGCGACUAUGCACGCGAGCUGGAGGAGCUGAGUGAGCGGCUGGAGGAGGCGGGCGGUGUCACCUCCACCCAGAUCGAACUGAACAAGAAGCGUGAGGCUGAGUUCUUGAAGCUGCGCAGGGACCUGGAGGAGGCCACCCUGCAGCACGAGGCCACGGUGGCCACGCUGCGGAAGAAGCACGCGGACAGCGCGGCCGAGCUGGCGGAGCAGAUCGACAACCUGCAGCGGGUGAAGCAGAAGCUGGAGAAGGAGAAGAGCGAGUUCAAGCUGGAGAUUGACGACCUCUCCAGCAGCGUAGAGAGCGUGUCCAAAUCCAAGGCCAAUCUGGAGAAGAUCUGCCGAACUCUAGAGGAUCAGUUAAGUGAGGCCAGGGGCAAGAAUGAGGAGAUGCAGAGGAGCCUAAGUGAGCUGACCACACAGAAGUCCCGGCUGCAGACAGAGGCGGGUGAGCUGAGUCGUCAACUAGAAGAAAAGGAAAGCAUUGUAUCUCAGCUCUCCAGGAGCAAGCAGGCCUUUACCCAACAGAUAGAGGAGCUCAAGAGGCAACUGGAGGAAGAGAACAAGGCCAAGAACGCGCUGGCCCACGCCCUGCAGUCCUCCCGCCAUGACUGUGACCUGCUGCGGGAACAGUACGAGGAGGAGCAGGAAGGCAAAGCCGAGCUGCAGAGGGCACUGUCCAAGGCCAACAGCGAGGUGGCCCAGUGGAGGACCAAGUAUGAAACGGAUGCCAUCCAGCGCACGGAGGAGCUGGAGGAGGCCAAAAAAAAGCUUGCGCAGCGCCUUCAGGAUUCGGAGGAGCAGGUAGAGGCUGUAAAUGCCAAAUGUGCUUCCUUGGAAAAGACCAAGCAGAGGCUGCAAGGGGAGGUGGAGGACCUGAUGGUGGAUGUGGAAAGAGCCAACUCCCUGGCUGCCGCUCUGGACAAGAAGCAGAGGAACUUUGACAAGGUGCUAGCUGAGUGGAAGACGAAGUGUGAGGAGAGCCAAGCCGAGCUGGAGGCAGCUCUCAAGGAAUCCCGGUCCUUGAGCACUGAGCUCUUCAAACUGAAGAAUGCCUAUGAAGAAGCCUUGGAUCAACUUGAAACCGUGAAACGGGAGAAUAAGAACUUAGAACAAGAGAUAGCAGAUCUCACUGAACAGAUUGCCGAGAACGGUAAAAGCAUCCAUGAGCUAGAGAAAUCCAGAAAACAGAUGGAGCUGGAGAAGGCUGACAUCCAGAUGGCGCUGGAGGAAGCAGAGGCAGCUCUUGAGCACGAAGAAGCCAAGAUUCUCCGGAUCCAGCUUGAACUGACCCAGGUGAAAUCAGAGAUUGAUAGGAAGAUUGCAGAGAAGGAUGAAGAGAUCGAGCAGCUGAAGAGGAACUACCAGAGGACAGUGGAGACCAUGCAAGGCGCCCUGGACGCUGAGGUGCGCAGCAGGAAUGAGGCCAUCCGCCUGAAGAAGAAGAUGGAGGGCGACCUCAAUGAGAUCGAGAUCCAGCUGAGCCACGCCAACCGCCAGGCCGCAGAGACCAUCAAGCACCUCCGGAGCGUCCAGGGACAGCUGAAGGACACCCAGCUGCACCUGGAUGACGCUCUCCGGGGCCAGGAGGACCUGAAGGAGCAGCUGGCCAUCGUGGAACGCAGAGCCAACCUCCUGCAGGCUGAGGUGGAGGAGCUGCGGGCCACGCUGGAGCAGACGGAGAGGGCCCGGAAGCUGGCAGAGCAGGAGCUGUUGGAUUCGAAUGAGAGGGUCCAGCUGCUGCACACCCAGAACACAAGCCUCAUCCACACCAAGAAGAAGUUGGAGACUGACCUCACGCAGCUCCAGAGUGAGGUGGAGGAUGCCUGCAGGGACGCAAGGAAUGCAGAGGAGAAGGCCAAAAAGGCCAUCACUGACGCCGCCAUGAUGGCGGAGGAGCUGAAGAAGGAGCAGGACACCAGCGCCCACCUGGAGAGGAUGAAGAAGAACCUGGAGCAGACGGUGAAGGACCUGCAGCACCGUCUGGAUGAGGCUGAGCAGCUGGCGCUGAAGGGCGGCAAGAAGCAGAUUCAGAAACUGGAGACACGGAUCAGAGAGCUGGAGUUUGAGCUGGAAGGGGAGCAGAAGAGGAACACAGAGUCUGUGAAGGGCCUGAGGAAGUAUGAGCGGCGUGUUAAGGAGCUCACAUAUCAGAGUGAGGAGGACAGGAAGAAUGUGUUGAGAUUGCAGGAUCUGGUGGAUAAACUCCAAGUGAAAGUCAAGUCCUACAAGAGGCAGGCUGAGGAGGCUGAUGAACAAGCCAAUGCUCAUCUCACCAAGUUCAGGAAAGCCCAGCAUGAGCUAGAGGAGGCCGAGGAACGGGCUGAUAUCGCAGAAUCGCAAGUCAAUAAACUGCGGGCAAAGACCCGUGACUUCACCUCUAGCCGGAUGGUGGUCCAUGAAAGCGAGGAGUGAGCAAGACCUCCUGGUGCAGGGCAGAAGAUAUGCAGAAUGUAUAUUUUCGUGGCUCCUGACAAUUCUACUUAAUUUCCACGUAUCACUUUUCCACAUGCAAUAAAGUUUGCCUUGUUUCAAGUUGG
Messenger RNA from Mus musculus (house mouse), 6061 nucleotides. RefSeq names its product myosin, heavy polypeptide 3, skeletal muscle, embryonic (gene Myh3). NCBI's taxonomy places the organism in Eukaryota, Metazoa, Chordata, Mammalia, Rodentia, Muridae. The record is from RefSeq and is a predicted model, not a curated record. Gene Ontology annotation, cellular component: myofibril; myosin complex. The coding region runs from base 114 to 5936 and encodes 1940 amino acids. Gene Ontology annotation, molecular function: ATP binding; microfilament motor activity; actin filament binding. Gene Ontology annotation, biological process: ATP metabolic process; skeletal muscle contraction. The transcript is spliced from 41 exons.